Lampris incognitus (smalleye Pacific opah) is the source of this 915-nucleotide messenger RNA. RefSeq names its product ribosomal protein L8 (gene rpl8). Bases 110 to 883 code for a protein of 257 amino acids. Gene Ontology annotation, molecular function: structural constituent of ribosome; RNA binding. Lineage: Eukaryota; Metazoa; Chordata; Actinopteri; Lampriformes; Lampridae. Gene Ontology annotation, biological process: cytoplasmic translation. The record is from RefSeq and is a predicted model, not a curated record. Gene Ontology annotation, cellular component: ribosome; cytosolic large ribosomal subunit. The transcript has 6 exons.
UGAACGCGCGCCUCGGAUUCCCAUCAGCGCCCUCGCGCGCGUGACUCCGGAAGAAAAGCGGCGCGGGGUCCUUCCGCUUCCUCUUUCCGCCAGCGGAGUUUAGUGCAGGAUGGGACGUGUGAUCAGGGGACAGAGAAAAGGUGCGGGCUCCGUCUUCAAAGCCCAUGUGAAGCACCGGAAAGGCGCAGCUAAACUCCGCCACAUCGACUUCGCCGAACGCCACGGUUACAUCAAGGGGAUCGUGAAGGAUAUUAUCCAUGAUCCUGGCCGGGGCGCCCCCCUUGCCAAAGUGGUCUUCCGCGACCCUUACCGCUUCAAGAAGAGGACGGAGCUCUUCAUCGCCGCAGAGGGCAUCCACACUGGGCAGUUCAUCUACUGCGGCAAGAAAGCUCAGCUGAACAUUGGCAAUGUCCUCCCUGUUGGAACCAUGCCAGAGGGUACCAUUAUCUGCUGCCUGGAAGAAAAGCCAGGUGACCGGGGCAAACUGGCCCGUGCCUCAGGAAACUACGCCACCGUCAUCUCCCACAACCCUGAGACCAGGAAGUCCAGAGUCAAGCUGCCCUCUGGUUCCAAGAAGGUCAUCUCCUCUGCCAACAGAGCUGUUGUUGGCGUGGUUGCUGGAGGUGGACGUAUUGACAAGCCCAUCCUGAAGGCUGGCCGUGCUUACCACAAGUACAAGGCCAAGAGGAACUGCUGGCCACGUGUCCGUGGUGUGGCUAUGAAUCCUGUUGAGCAUCCCUUCGGUGGUGGUAACCAUCAGCAUAUUGGAAAACCUUCAACCAUCAGGAGAGACGCACCUGCUGGUCGCAAGGUCGGUCUUAUUGCUGCCCGACGCACAGGCAGACUGCGUGGAACAAAGACUGUCCAAGAAAAGGAGAACUAAUUCUAAAUCUCUUAAUAAAAUGCUCCAAAACA